Messenger RNA from Syzygium oleosum, 902 nucleotides. RefSeq lists its product as uncharacterized. Bases 230 to 895 code for a protein of 221 amino acids. The record is from RefSeq and is a predicted model, not a curated record. The transcript has a single exon. Lineage: Eukaryota; Viridiplantae; Streptophyta; Magnoliopsida; Myrtales; Myrtaceae.
ACACGGUGUAGCUGUAUAUAAAGGACCAAGUCCGUCAAAGACCUGGUUCUGCACUCGCAGGAAGAAGAAUUCUCUUCCCCUCCAUUUUUGACACCCUCAAAACUCAAACACUCUCCUUCUCCUCCUCUUAAACACUCCCCAACUAUCACACAUAACUCUCUCUCUCUCUCUCUCUCUCUCUCUCUCUCUCAAACUGUCAAGAAGAGAGAUCAAAGAGAAUAGAAUCAAGAUGGGCAAUGCUUAUAGAGAUCACCACCAUCAUCUCCACCAUAGAAACAGCCUCCAACACAAGGGCUCAUUCUUGCCCAUGUUGUGCUCGAGGCCGUCCAUUAAAGAUGUGAAGCUCCUCAAGUGGAAUGACGACAGAUCCGCCUCUUUCUCCGACGACCCGAUGUCGCCAAAGGUCGGCUGCAUGGGCCAAGUCAAGCGGACCAACCGGGUUGUCGGCUUCCCGACGCCCAACAAGCUCAUCGCCAUCACCGCAAAAGCCAAUGUCAAUAGCAGUCUCAAUAAGUACACCAAGCUGAAGAGGCUUUUCUCUAGCAAAAGCCUCCUCGCAUCCGCCACCACCUCCUCUGCCGCCACCCCAGCCUCGGCAACCGCCGCAGGCAGCUGCAGGGGUAGGAGGCAAAAGGAGAGCAAUGGGUGUGCAGGAGCCAAGAAGAAAUGUGAAAAGACUGAGAAUUCCAUCAGUUCAUCAGUUAGUAUUUUGGACAUGGAUCCCCCAUUGCCAGUGAUCAAGAAAGUGAGCAAACCGGCCACAGAAGGAGGCAGCGGAGACAGCGGAGGCGACGGCAGCCUGUGGAAGAGGAGGCUAGGUGGGGUUGCUUUGAAGAGCCUGGAGCUUCAACAGAUUCACCAUCGAAGACAUCAUAUGCAGCCGGUCACUGUUUGAUAGGAGG